This is a messenger RNA of Punica granatum (pomegranate), 2566 nucleotides long. The record is from RefSeq and is a predicted model, not a curated record. Lineage: Eukaryota; Viridiplantae; Streptophyta; Magnoliopsida; Myrtales; Lythraceae.
AAUGUGGUUCCAAAUUUGUAGGACAAUACCAAAAAUAAAAAAAGAACGGAUAGCCCAUUGAUUGAUAUAAUAAGUUUGUGAGAUGUACUACUCUGAGCAGUGACAAGAAUCCGAUCGGUUCGAAGAAAAAACCUAUCGACAUGAACGGAUUUUGUCGGGUUCUCGGUGUUCUUUCAGCUGUGCUGCUACUGCACAUGAACAGAUUGUGCAGCUCCCAGGAUGCAGAGGAAAGGAAGGUCUACAUCGUGUACAUGGGUCACCUUCCGGAGGACGGGAUGUAUUCACCGGCUUCUGCACACUCCAGUAUAUUGCAGGAAGCGAUUGGAGAGGGCGCCGUUUCCGAUUCCCUUAUCCGAAGUUACAAGAGGAGUUUCAACGGUUUUGUGGCGAGGCUCACAGAAAGUGAGGCCAAGAGAAUAGCCAGCAGAGACGACGUAAUUUCGGUAUUCCCCAGUGGGACUUUCCACCUCCACACGACGGGAUCGUGGGACUUCCUGGGCUUGCAUGAGACGGCAAAGCGAAACCCUUCAAUCGAGAGUGAUAUAAUCAUUGGAGUUGUCGACAGUGGUGUCUGGCCGGAGUCGGAAUCAUUCAGCGAUGAAGGUUUUGGUCCUCCUCCGAAGAAGUGGAAGGGUACCUGCCAAGGAGGCGCCAACUUCACCUGCAACAACAAGCUCAUUGGAGCACGAUUAUACACCGAUGACUCACCUUCUGCAAGGGACUCUUUUGGCCACGGGACGCACACAGCUUCGACAGCAGCUGGUAACUCUGUGAAUGGCGUGAGCUUUUUUGGAUUAGGGAAUGGGACUGCAAGAGGCGGCGUCCCAUCUGCGAGGAUUGCUGUGUACAAGGUGUGCGAUGGCAAAGGAGACUGUGUGGAUGCCGACAUCCUGGCUGGCUUCGAUGAUGCCAUCGCAGAUGGAGUCGACGUCAUCACGGUGUCACUGGGUGGCUCAGUGGUGCAGAGCUUCGACACAGACCCUGUUGCAAUUGGAGGCUUUCACGCAAUGGAGAGAGGGAUCCUCACGACACAGUCUGCAGGGAACGAUGGGCCAUUCGGGGGAACUGUCUCUAGUGUGGCCCCGUGGCUCUUCACUGUGGCAGCAAGCAGCACAAAUCGAGGGUUCGAGACCACUCUCGAGGACGCGGUUACUUGGGCGACUGAAAAUACCAUAAAUGCGUUUCCAUCUAUGAGCACGAGUGUCCCGAUUGUACAUGGUGUCCAGGUGAAGAAUUCUGUUUGCACGGAGGACCUGGCCAGGGAGUGCAACCCCACUUGUUUGGACAGCAAGAAAGUGACUGGAAAAAUUGUGCUCUGUGACACGCAGCUUCCCGAGAAUAUCGAGGAGGCUGUCAGUAAAGGAGCUGCAAGUGUGAUUGCACAGUGCAACACCCUGACACCCUUCCCUGAACCUUUCGUCACUCCAAUUCCAGUCGUGUGUUUUGUGGACGUUAUCUUCGAUUCUUACGUUAUGUUCUUCAACGAUACAAAAAACCUCACGGGACGGAUACUGAAAUCUAAGGAAGUUGAAAACACCAAUCCAUAUCCUAUAGUUGCUUCCUUCUCAUCGCGGGGCCCGAAUAAUUUAGUCGCAGAAAUCAGGAAGCCCGACAUAAGUGCCCCAGGGGUGAAUAUCUUGGCCGCCUUUUCGCCUCUCGGCUCACCUUCUUCUUCCCCAUUAGACAAGAGGAGUGUGAAUUAUAAUUUCCUGUCAGGGACCUCCAUGGCUGCCCCCCAUGUUGCUGGUGUAGCAGCGUACAUUAAGUCGUUUCAUCCCGAUUGGUCUCCUUCUGCCAUAAAAUCGGCUAUUAUGACUACCGCUACUGAGAUGCAUGCCCUUUCCGAUCCUGAAGGUAUUGGUUCGGGCCACAUUAAUCCAGUAGGCGCUGUGGAUCCAGGUCUCGUGUAUGAAAUUGAGAAACAGGACUAUCUCAGCUUCCUCUGCAACCUAGAGUACAACUUGGGGAGAAUUUCGUCGAAUCGAACCGCCAGUUGUCCCGAAGGAUCGAAGGAAAUGUCACCAGCGAAGCUCAACUACCCUGCGGUCAUCUUCAGAGUGCCAGUCAGGAAGUCUUUUCAGGUAGCCUUGAACAGGACAGUGACGAACGUGGGUCCCCCAAACUCGAUCUACAGAGUAUUGGUUCCGCAGAUCGCCCCAGAAUUAGGUGUGAGUAUCGAUGUAUUCCCGCAGGUCCUCCGCUUCAAAUCCAUAGGCGAGAAGCAGACUUUCACAGUCGUAGCUUCAGGAAGACUGAGGGAUGUUAUUCACACUUCGAUCUUAUGGGCAGAUGGACAGCGCAAGGUGAGAACACCGAUCACCAUGUAUCCGGGGCCACAGUAGCAAUUAUAGCAUCGCCUUCUUAGCGAUUAAAAGCAGGAGAUCUCUAGUAGAUAACAAUAAGCGAAGAAAAGCAUGCAACGAAUACCAUGUGUUCUCAUGCUAUGCCGCAAACAUCUCCCUGUAUUUUGGAGUUGAUCAUUUGUUACAUAUAUUCCUUCAUGAUCGGAUGCCAAAUCAUAUCUCUUGGAAUGGAAAUGAAAUUAAUACUGUCGAUCAUCUGCAAA